Molecule: messenger RNA, 1290 nt
Organism: Cricetulus griseus (Chinese hamster)
Lineage: Eukaryota; Metazoa; Chordata; Mammalia; Rodentia; Cricetidae
Source: RefSeq, a predicted model, not a curated record
GAGAAUCCUCAUUGACACUGGAGAGCCAUCAGUUCCAGAAUAUAUCAGCUGCUUAAAGCAAGCCUUGGCUGAAUUUGACACAGCAAUCCAAGAAAUCCUAGUGACUCAUUGGCACUGCGAUCAUGCUGGAGGCAUAGUAGAUAUUUGUGAAAACAUCAGUAAUGGAUUAAACACUACCUAUUGCAUUAAAAAACUCCCACGGAUUCCUCACCAAGAAGAAAUUAUAGGAAAUGGAGAACAGCAAUAUGUUUAUAUAAAAAAUGGAGAAUUGAUUAAGACCGAGGGAGCCACUCUCAGAGUUAUACAUACUCCUGGCCACACCGAUGACCAUAUGGCUUUACUCCUGGAAGAGGAAAACGCCAUAUUUUCUGGGGAUUGUAUCCUAGGAGAAGGAACAACGGUAUUUGAAGACCUCUAUGAUUAUAUGAACUCACUAAAAGACUUAUUAAAAAUCAAAGCUAAUAUUAUAUAUCCAGGACAUGGCCCAGUAAUCCAUAAUGCUGAAGCUAAAAUCCUGGAAUAUAUUUCUCACAGAAAUAGCCGAGAAGAACAGAUUCUUUCAUUAAUCCGUGAUAACUUUGAAAAAUCAUUUACGGUGACUGAACUUGUGAAAAUGAUUUACAAGAAUGUUCCAGAGAAUUUACAUACAAUGGCAGAGCGUAAUCUCCUGCUUCAUUUGAAAAAACUAGAAAAAGAAGGAAAAAUAUUUUACAUCACAAAUCCUGACAAGAAGUGGAAAGCUGUACUUUAGUUUCAGAUGAGUGAAGCUCUAUCUUGUUUUGCUUUUAGAGGAUGGUAUGUUCUUUUAGCUAUAGAUUAUUUAUAGAGACUAUCAAAUGUGGGAUUUUGAAAAUAAACUUGAUAUCUUUCUAAAAUAUGUAAAUUACAUUGUACAUCUGUAGGUUAUUGAUCUAACCUUGGCCUUGGAACAUUUUACCAAAAGUUCAGAACCUAGUACUUUGUCAUUUUCCUAUGGAAUAAGUAAAAUGGUUACUUAAGAAUAAUAAAAUUUGCACAAUUCAAACCAGUUACUACAUUAGAGUUUGGUUACAUAUUAUCAUUUUCCAGUAAUACUGUUUUCUUUAGCUACUUCAAUCAACAGCACAGAUGUCUGCAUACUCCUUCCUUUUCUUCAAUCCUUUGUAUACCUUUUACAUACCAAAUUUAUUUCAUGUUUCUAUCAAUUUUAUCAUUUAAGUGUUGAUUCUACAGCUCUGUUAUGUUUGUUUUCUUAUAAUGGUAUCCCAUCAUAAGUUUAUCAUUAAAAAUAUUAAAUAUACCAACCUGAAA